Aspergillus ochraceoroseus IBT 24754 is the source of this 1302-nucleotide messenger RNA. RefSeq names its product 2-(3-amino-3-carboxypropyl)histidine synthase (gene dph1). The record is from RefSeq and is a predicted model, not a curated record. The coding region runs from base 1 to 1302 and encodes 433 amino acids. Lineage: Eukaryota; Fungi; Ascomycota; Eurotiomycetes; Eurotiales; Aspergillaceae. The transcript is spliced from 2 exons. Gene Ontology annotation, molecular function: 2-(3-amino-3-carboxypropyl)histidine synthase activity. Gene Ontology annotation, biological process: protein histidyl modification to diphthamide.
AUGGAUGCUCCGUCUGAGAAUUCACCGGUGAACACCCCUCUACGGCAACCUAAGAAAAGAUUCGUCGGUAGACGCACUGCAGAUGCCCAGGCCCAAGCGUCACCAAGCGUACAGGAUGUCGAGUCCACAAGCAUUCAGAAAGCAGCCUCAAGAAGAACCCCCAGAACUCUAAACCAAGUGCCUCCUGAGAUCCUCGAAGAUCCCGAUAUCCAAGCCGCGAUCGAUCUCCUCCCUAGGAACUAUUCCUUCGAGAUCCCCAAGACCAUCCACCGAAUACGCACCUCUGGAGCCAAGAGAAUCGCGCUGCAAUUCCCGGAAGGCUUGCUGCUCUUCGCUACCACUAUCUCCGAUAUCCUCACCCAGUUCUGCCCCGGAACCGAAACCCUGAUCAUGGGGGACGUCACGUACGGGGCCUGCUGUAUUGACGACUAUACUGCUCGCGCUCUGGGCUGCGACCUCCUGGUCCACUACGCCCACAGCUGCCUCAUCCCUGUGGACGUCACCCAGAUCAAAACCCUCUACAUCUUCGUGGACAUCAGCAUCGACACGUCACACCUGAUCGCCACCCUUGAGCGCAACUUCCAAGCCGGCAAAACAAUCGCUACCGUCGGCACAAUCCAGUUCAACGCCACUCUCCACGGUCUCAAACCCGUCCUUGAACGCGCAGGCUUCAAGGUCAUCAUCCCUCAGAUCACCCCGCUAUCAAAGGGCGAAAUCCUAGGCUGUACCUCCCCGCAACUCGCAGCCGACGAAAUCGACAUCCUCCUCUACCUCGGCGACGGCCGCUUCCACCUCGAAUCAGCCAUGAUCCAUAACCCCAGCAUCCCGGCCUACCGGUACGACCCUUAUUCGCGCACACUCUCCCGGGAAACCUACUCGCACGACGAAAUGCACACCCUCCGCCGCGACGCAAUCAACAACGCCAAAUCCGCCAAGAAAUGGGGCAUCAUUCUCGGCUCCCUCGGUCGACAGGGAAACCCAAAUACCAUGGCUAUGAUUGAGAAUCAUCUCCGGGAACGCGGGAUCCCAAUCGUCAACCUUCUCCUGAGCGAGAUUUUCCCGGGCAAACUAGCGUCCAUGUCUGACGUGGAGUGCUGGGUGCAGAUAGCCUGUCCCCGGUUGAGUAUUGAUUGGGGCUACGCAUUUCCACGGCCACUUUUGACGCCUUACGAGGCGCUUAUUGCAUUGGGAGUUAGAGAGAGUUGGGAGACCACGCAUAACGGCGUCUACCCGAUGGACUUUUACGCGAAGGAUGGCCUGGGGAGGACCAAGCCAGUUCAGGCGGUUUCGGGAACUGCGUGA